GCUCGCCUUCCGCCAAUUGCCGCCGGCAUUGCUGGUCGGUGCAACCUGGUGGGCAACAUGGCGGAGUGUUUGGCUUGAGGCGCCCAGUCGUUGGGAGCGGCGCUGAGUUUGGAAUUUGGUCGGAAAUAUUUUCAGGGCUUACAGAUGAAGGUGGUGAACCUCAGGCAGGCCAUUCUUCAGGCCUGGAAGGAGCGAUGGACAGACUAUCAAUGGGCCAUAAACAUGAAAAAACUUUUCCCAAAGGGUCCCACGUGGGACCUCCUUGGACUCUCAGAUCACCUCCUGGAACAGGCUUUGGUGGGCCCAUCCCCCAAUCCUCUGAUUAUGUCCUAUUUGAAGUAUGCCAUUAGUUCACAGAUGGUGUCUUAUGCAAGCGUGAUGUCUGCUAUUGCAAAGUUCGAAGAUUACUCCAGAGAACUGUGUGUUAAAGCUCUGCUGGAACUAAUGGACAUGUUCUGUGAUCGACUCAGCUGCCAUGGGAAAGCAGAAGAAUGCAUAAGUCUUUGCCGAUCCUUGCUGAGCACACUAGCGUGGUUGCUGAGGUGUGCUGCUUAUUGUACUGAAAAGCUGAAGGAGGGGUCAGACACAGCCUCUGGAGAAGAACAGCUCCAACUCUGUAUUAAUCAGAUUGAGAAGACCGUAAACAGGAGGAAAAAUAGGGCUCUUCUUCAUAUUGCACGGUUGGAAGAGCAAGUUACAUGGACUAAUAUGGAACAGGCACUGAUAAAGCUUACAGAAAACCACAACAAGAUAAGCAAUCAGCAGCUUAGACUGAGGCUAGAAGAAUGCAUUGGAUUGGUUAAAAGUAUUCCAGUCAUAACAGCUCAGUCCGAGCAAAAUACUAAGAUGGAAUUCCCCACUGUUCAUGCUCUAAUCAUGUUGGAAGGGACUCUGAACCUAACAUCUGACACCCAGUCGCUCGUGGAACAGCUGAUCAUGGUGAAAAGGAUGCAGCGAAUCCCCUCACCUCUCUUUUUACUGGAGAUCUGGAAGGCCUGUUUUGUGGGUCUUAUUGAAUCCCCGGAAGGAACAGAAGAGUUAAAGUGGACGGCAUUCACAUUCCUCAAGAUUCCACAAGCAUUAUUGAAGCUUAAGAAAUAUCCUCUUGGAGAUAAAGAUUUUACUGAAGAUGUGAACACUGCAUUUGAGUUUUUGCUCAAACUUACUCCACUUCUGGACAAAGCAGAUCAGCGAUGCAACUGUGACUGUGUCAGUCUCCUGCUUCAGGAAUGUGGAAAACUGGGGCUUCUUUCAGAGGGUAACAUGAAAAACCUGGUCAACAAAAGAACAGCAGAUAGGGAGUUGGCUCCACGACUAAAGUCUGCUGAAAAUGCCAGUAUUCAGCCCAAUCCAGGCCUUAUUCUACGUGCAGAACCCACGGUCACUAAUAUUUUAAAGACCAUGGAUGCAGACCAUUCCAAAUCUCCUGAGGGACUUCUGGGAGUGCUGGGCCAUAUGCUUUCUGGGAAGAGCUUGGAUUUGCUACUGGCAGCUGCAGCUGCUACUGGGAAACUGAAAUCCUUUGCUAGGAAAUUUGUCAAGUUAAAUGAAUUUGCCAAGCACAUCAGUGGGGAGGGCUCAAAAGCAGCAUCCGUUCGAGCGCUACUGUUUGACAUUUCCUUCCUCAUGCUGUGCCACGUUGCUCAGACCUAUGGAUCUGAUGUAAUACUGUCAGAGCCCAGCACGUCAGGGGAGGUGGUAUUCUUUGAGACGUGGAUGCUGACCUGCAUGCCUGAGGAAGGGAAGAUCUUAAACCCAGAGCAGGGAUUCCGUGCCGACCCCACAAAAGUAGAGUCGCUGGUGGCUCAUCUGAAUUCCUCCACUGAAAUGAAGCUCGUCCAGGUGAAAUGGCAUGAGGUAUGUUCCUGUACACCAGCGGCUAUCCUGGAAGUUCUCAAUGCCUGGGAGCAUGGACUGUUGACGUUUGAAGCAGUGCAGAAAAUCACCGAUAAUAUCAAAGGGAAGAUUUGCAGCAUGGCAAUCUGUGCGGUGGCUUGGUUAGUGGCGCACGUUAGGAUGUUGGGCCUGGAAGAACGUGAGAAACCUCUACAGAUGAUCUGUCAGCUUGUAACACCAUUGUACGCCGAGAACACCCUUCAGUUCUACAAUGAAAGAGUGGUUAUCAUGAGCCUGAUCUUGGAGCAGAUGUGUGCUGAUGUCCUGCAGCAGACUGCAACCUCCAUCAAGUUUCCUUCAGCAAACCUGGAUCCCAUCCCAUACCGGAACCUUCUGCCAGUAAAGAAGCCAAUUAAAGAGGUGCUCAUUACUAACUUCAACGACAUACUAAACAAAGGCUGGGUGGACAGCCGCUCCAUCCACGUGUUUGAGGCUUUGCUACAUAUGGGAGGAGUAUACUGGUUCUGUAAUAACCUGGUCAAGGAGCUAUUGAAGGAGACAAGGAAGGAGCACUGUUACAAAGCUGUUGAGUUGCUCCACAGUGUGUUUUGCUUGGACAUGCAACAGAUCACGUUAGGCCUGUUGGGCCAUAUACUGCCUGGACUCCUGACCAACUCCUUGAAGUGGCAGAUGCUCAUGGACCCACCUGGACGAGCACUUGCCAAGCUUUCAGUCUGGUGUGCUCUGAGCGCUCAUUCUUCACAUAACAAGAGUCAGGCCACAGCCAAACAGAGGAAAAGACACCGAGAGGAUAUUGAGGAUUAUAUCAAUCUGUUCCCACUGGAUGAUAGCCAGCCAUCAAAACUAUUACGACUGUUGAGCUCAAAUGAAGAGGAUCCAAAUAUCCUGUCCAGUCCUGGUGAUCGUACAAUGAGCAGCUCACUGUCUGCCUCUCAGCUCCACAACAUAAACAUGAGAGAUCCCUUGAACAGAGUAUUGGCAAACUUGUUCCUGUUGAUCUCUUCGAUCCUGAGUUCAAAGGUGGCUGGUCCACACACCCAGUUUGUUCAGUGGUUCAUGGAAGAAUGUGUGGAGUGUUUGGACCAGGGGAGUCGUGGUAGUGUUCUCCAGUUCAUGCCUUUUACCAUGGUUUCUGAACUGGUGAAACUGCCUGCCAUGUCCAAACCAAAAACAGUGUUAGCGAUAACUGAUCUGGGCCUCCCGCUGGGGCGCAGGGUGGCAGCAAAGGCCAUUGCUGCUCUUUGAAGAAGACCAGGCACAUCUCUUCAGGCCUAACUAGGAACAAAGAAAUAAAUAUUCACUGAUAAACGUGAGCUCUCCACGUGCACCUGAUGCUGUUGAGAUAUGUCUAUGUACUUUAUGGUUAAUGACUGUCGACAUCACCUCACACAUUCACAUCAUUCACAUAUUCACAUACUGUUAAUGAACUAAUUUGCAUGUCAAAGCAGUAGGCUGGAAGCAGGACAGACUGCGUCAGAAAUCCAGUGUUAUAUUUCACAUUGAAUUGUGUGUUGCUGCAGUUAUUCAUUAUACAUUUUGGGGAUAAUCCUGUAGAUCCCGCAGGAAGCACACUGACCGAGAAGGCAGAUUGUGGAAUCGGGACUACAGUACAGCAGCCAACCUGCAGCGUCUCCAAACUCAGCUUCCCUGCUGGGAGCAUAUGUCUGUAUCUUUUGUUUGCAUUAAUUCAUUGAGUCUCUUGGAGUCUUAUAUAUUUGAGAUAUGUUGUGCUGAGUUGUUGAGACAAAAUCAUUUAAAAUGUUCAGAAUACAGUUGGUUACUGUAAUGGGAAAGCUAGCGAUGAGCUUUGGUGAGUCAAAUAGCCCUUUCUUGUUAUCCACUUUUCUUACAUUCUGUGUUUAGCACAGGAUCAUAAGCCAGGGUCACUUCUUGAACAUCACCAGUGGAGAUCUUUGGUAUUCAAAUGUUGUACCUUUCUUGUAUAUAUGCUUUAUCUUUGUUUUUUGUCAAAUUGCCUUCAUGUCAUAUUUACAGCAUGUUCUGUGCGCGCUGCAGUCACAUGCUUCAUUUUAUGUGUGUUUAAAAUGUUCAUCAAAUCAUUAAAACCUUACUGAGAGAUUGGUAUUUUCCUAAGACAACUGAGAAAACCUGUUAGUUUACUGGGAUUGUUGUAGUUAGGAGAUUGUUGGUUCUCAAGUUCAGUCAAGUCAAUGAAGCAAAUUGAUUUUUGAUCUAGGCAUAUUGUAACUUUACCGUUAAUGCAGUUUGCCGCUCCACUCGUUCUCUGAGAAAGUUGACACCCUCUCAGAUCUGAUCAUAUUCUUUUCUGGUGAACAUGGGGUGUUAAGCCAUUGCUUCAUGUCUAAGAUUUCCUAGUCAGUUCCAGGAGUUCGCAGGAUAUCUUGUAGGCCUUCCAGUGAGCAGCUUAAUUGGGAUCAUUAGAGGCAUGAAAAGUAGUCAUGGGUGUGCAGUAAGAUAUAAAAGAGAGGAUAAAUGUAACUCAAAAAGAAAAAGAAAUUCAACUGUUUUCCACCUACUCAGCCAGCAUGACAAUGUGAUUUUAUAUAUAUUUUAAAACAUUGUAUAUGAAGCCAGUUACACUACUCGGUUGGACGAUGGGAGUUACAUGGGCACAACAUUUCAAUAAGUCUUUGUCUUCUGUGCAGCAGCAUUGAAAUUGAAGAAUUUCCCUUUAGAAUCUACAAUUCAUUUGACUUCUGAACCCAAUUCUGUUUAUGAAGUUUUCUUUCAAGCAGUGGUGAAGAGAAGAUGAUUGGAUGGGAUUAUAGAUCCAUGCCAAGCACAAAUUAACGGGAUGAAAGUUUCCUUUGUGUCCGGUGUUGGAAUGCUUGUUGAGCCUAUGCAGUCGUGAACCAGCUCCAUGUGAACAAGCAUUAAACUCAACUCCUAAAAUUGAUACUAGUCCAAAUUGGAAAACUGCAUGUGAUAUUGACAGAUUGCAUGUAAAUUGUUAAUUUUUGAAAAGAAAGUUACUUUGCUACUUGCAGCAUUUGGUGAAACAGUACAAAUGCAUAUCUCCUUUCAAAGUAAGUUGCACUUCUGUCUGAGAUGUAUGUAUACCUUCAGACAAACAACCAGAGAUCUGAAAAUUGCUAAAACUUGUCAUGGAAAGGCUCUUCAUGGUAGUUGCCAGCAGUUUGAUCAAGCGCAUUCAGAUAAUCCAGUGGAGUCCUGGAGAUUAAGCAAAUAAUGUCUAUGCUGUUUUUCGACAGAUGUUCAUCAACCUCAGCUUGUAGUGACCCAGCGCUGUUUGCUAAACUUCUGUUGACUUCUAGUUAGUUACCGAGCAAUCUUGUUUAUUGUAUCAUUUCUGCAGAAUCCACAUUAACUAGCUACAAUACAGAAUAUAAAAAUCAGGAAAGGCCACCUAGAAGAAGGAAUUUGCUGGCCAUUUCAAACUACGUGAAUGCCAACAUUACUCAAAAGCUGUGUCUUUUAAGCAGAUGUCAUCAAAAGGCUAAAGCAUUGCAUUCAAUGCCAGUAUAACUGAAGGAACAUGUCAUAAAGAGAGAUGUUUUAGCUGUCCCAUUGAAAAUGAUUCAGCUCUAAUAGAUUACCAAAGGUUUUCACCGAGUUUGUGCCAACCACGUUUUGCUGUUAUCUCUUGAACAAGGUUAUCUGGUUUAAUUUUACUUUUGUCAUGUUCAAGUUGAGCUAUUUUAUAUUGGCUUUUAACACUGCAGCUGCAUUAAUUUAAUUUGACAGAUUUUAAAAUACCCUGCUUUCAGCACAUGAAUUUUUGAAUUGAAAUUAAUAUUUCAAAAAUCUGCGAUGACACCCUAUCCUCCAAGCCCCUCUCAUUACCUAGUCGCUGCUGACUUAGCUGCUCGCAGUUAGUGUGGUCUUGGUGAUGGCACGACAAUUGUUCUCUCAUGCCUUUUACGAUGUAGUUCAUUUCAGUACUCCUGGAUAGAGGGGGAAAUAAAAUGUGAUGGUCCCCACUCUAGCCAGUGCAUGUAUGCAUAGCAAUUGAGUACUGAACACAGUUGUGUUCUUCAAGCAUGAAUAACACUGCCCUCAAUGUCCACGAUGGAGAAGACACCUGGGCUAGUUAACAGAAAGCUAUUUGUUGAUGUGCAGUUAUCACUUUCUGGACAGGAGGGACAAAGGGAGCAGCUUGGAGACUGGCAGUGAAGGCUGGAAAUAUAAAACGCCAAUCACUCCUUGUUUUCUAUGCAAUACCCCUGUGUUUUUCGACAAAAAAAAACAGUAAAAACUACAGAUCGGUUUUUUUCUGGCAAAUUUUGUAGCACGUCAGUUGCAAGAUUGAGUUGUGCAUUAAUAACAUGGCCAUAGUAAUAGCUACAUACUAUGUGUUGGAAAAUCUAAAGGUUUAGUAAAUAUUUUUAAAUGCCAUUUUGUAACUAAAUGGGCAAGUACUUUGUCCUAUUUAGCUGUUAGGUUGCUUAACAAAAUAAAAAUAUUUCUUACAUUUA
Molecule: messenger RNA, 6275 nt
Organism: Carcharodon carcharias (great white shark)
Lineage: Eukaryota; Metazoa; Chordata; Chondrichthyes; Lamniformes; Lamnidae
Gene: med24
Product: mediator complex subunit 24
Exons: 26
Coding region: 145-3102 (985 amino acids)
Cellular component (GO): mediator complex
Molecular function (GO): transcription coregulator activity
Source: RefSeq, a predicted model, not a curated record